Acaulospora colombiana is the source of this 501-nucleotide messenger RNA. The record is from the annotation of a GenBank genome assembly. NCBI's taxonomy places the organism in Eukaryota, Fungi, Glomeromycota, Glomeromycetes, Diversisporales, Acaulosporaceae.
AUGUCCCAAAAUGAAAAUUACGAGAAAUACUAUCAAACCGCCUUAAAAAAAUUCACGGAACUUUCUGAUCCUUCCACCUUACCAGCUUCAUCAAAACUCAACCAUAGGAACAUCAAGAAAGUUUCCCCCGUCAUCGAAGAACUUAUUUCAAAUUAUUCUUUAUCUUCGUCGCCACCUUCAUCUACUCCACCAUCUCAAACGUCACGACCAAUUCGAAAAAAGAAAAUCGAAUCUCCUCGUCCGAAUUCCCCCUAUGAUGAAAUCGAUUGGCCUGAUGAAAAUGACGGAUGGGUGUACAUCAAGGGUUCGGAUGAUGAUCUCGAGCAUGGUGAAUAUGGAUUUUCGCCAAAAACCUACAUAAUUCCCAGGGUGUUUGCAAAAAUUCCGAAAGCUGCGAACAAAUUUUCCAAUGUCUUUUCGACCUAUAUGUCCCCAAACUCGGGUAGCGGAACUUCCAGCAGUAGAAAGAAUGAAGAAGAGGAUACAUAUUUGCUUUUGUAA